Molecule: messenger RNA, 2511 nt
Organism: Suncus etruscus (white-toothed pygmy shrew)
Lineage: Eukaryota; Metazoa; Chordata; Mammalia; Eulipotyphla; Soricidae
Gene: H6PD
Product: hexose-6-phosphate dehydrogenase/glucose 1-dehydrogenase
Biological process (GO): pentose-phosphate shunt; glucose metabolic process; pentose-phosphate shunt, oxidative branch
Cellular component (GO): endoplasmic reticulum
Molecular function (GO): 6-phosphogluconolactonase activity; glucose-6-phosphate dehydrogenase activity; NADP binding
Source: RefSeq, a predicted model, not a curated record
AAUGGGGGGCCCCGGCCUGGCUCGCUCCCUGCCCGCAGCGCGCCCCUGACGCGUCCCGGAGAAGCAACCGGCCUGCUGGGGCCCCAUGAAGCAUCCAGGAUCCCAGACCAUGCUCACCAUGGCCCUGUGUCUCGCCCUGGUGGGCUGCCUGCAGGCCCAGGAGCCCCUUGGCCAUGUGUCUGUCAUCCUGUUGGGCGCCACCGGCGACCUGGCCCGCAAAUCACCUAUGGCAGGGCUGUUUCAGCUAUACCUGGAUGAGGCAUCUCGGGGCCACAGUCUCAGCUUCCACGGCUCGGCGCUCACGGCCACUGAGCAGGGCCAAGAGCUCACUGACCAAGAUCCUGGACACCCUCACCUCUGCCCCCGGGACCUGCCCCCCAGCCACUGCGCUGAUCUCAAGGACCUCAGUUCCAGGCAGCGGAGCCAGUACCGGCGCCUGAAAACCAGAGACUAUGAGGCCCUGCACGGUGACAUCAAUGCCCGACUGGAACAGGGGCCCCACCGCGAGGCCGGUCGCAUCUUCUACUUCUCCGUGCCACCCUUCGCCUAUCUGGACAUCGCCCGCAACAUCAACAGUAGCUGCCGCCCGGGCCCCGGUGCCUGGCUGCGGGUGGUGCUGGAGAAACCUUUCGGCCAUGACUACGACUCGGCCCAGCAGCUGGCGGCCGAGCUCGGGGGCUUUUUCCGGGAGGAGGAGAUGUACCGUGUGGACCAUUACCUGGGCAAGCAGGCUGUGGCACAGAUCCUGCCUUUCCGAGUCCAGAACCACCAAGCCCUGGACCCUCUGUGGAGCCGCCACCACGUGGAACGUGUGGAGAUUGUCAUGAAGGAGACGCUGGACGCGGAAGGCCGCACCAGCUUUUACGAGGAAUAUGGCGUCAUCCGUGAUGUGGUGCAGAACCACCUGACCGAGAUCUUGGUGCUGCUGGCCAUGGAGCUGCCCCGAAAUGCCAGCAGUCCCGAGGCCGUGCUCCAGAGCAAGUUGCAGACCUUCGGGGCACUGCGUGGGCUGCAGUCGGACAGCGCUGUGCUGGGGCAGUACCAGGCCUACAUAGAGCAGGUGCGCCAGGAGCUGCAGCAUCCUCCCGGCUUCCAGAGCUUCACGCCGACCUUUGCAGGCGUCGUCGUGCAUGUGGACACGCCACGCUGGGAGGGCGUUCCCUUCAUCCUGAUGGCCGGCAAAGCCCUGGACGAGCGUGUGGGCUAUGCCCGCAUCCUGUUCCGGAAUCAGGCCCACUGCGUGCAGAGUCCCCGGCGCUGGGACCUGACCCACAGCCCCUGCCUGCCCCGUCAGCUGGUCUUCUACAUCGGCCAUGGCGAGCUGGGCUGCCCCGCCGUGCUAGCGAGCAGGAACCUCUUCCAGCCCUCGCUGCCCGCCCACAGCUGGACACUGCUGGAUGACCGGCCAGACCUGCAGCUCUUCGGCCAGCCCCUGGCCCACUUCCAUGCCUACCGGCCCAUGCGGGAGCAAGAUGCCCAUGCCGCCCUCAUCAGCCGCAUCUUCCACGGCCAGAAGGACGCGUUCAUCGCUACGGACACGCUGCUGGCCUCCUGGCGCUUCUGGACGCCGCUGCUGGACAGCCUGGCCCGGAAGCCGCCUCGCCUCUAUCCGGGGGGACCCAAUGCCGGCCACCUGCUGGACUUCGAACUCAGCGGCUCCCAGCUGACCUUCUGCUGGCGGCAGCCUGAGCAGUUGGUGCCGGGGCCCGGUGAUGCCCCAAUGCCCAAAGACUUCCAGGUGCUCAGAGCCACCUACCGCGAGAGCCAGCUGGUCUCGGCCUGGCCCGAGGAGCUCAUUGCCCAGCUGGCCGCGGACAUGGAGGCGGCGGCUGAGCAGGCCGUGAGGCGGGCCGGCGAGUUCCACCUGGCGCUGUCGGGCGGCUCCAGCCCCAUCGCCCUUUUCCAGCGACUGGCCACGCGGCAGCCCAGCUUCCCCUGGGCACACACGCACCUCUGGCUGGUGGACGAGCGCUGUGUGCCCCUGAGGGACCCCGAGUCCAACUUCCAGAGCUUGCAGGAAUACCUACUGCCGCAUAUCCGGGUGCCCCACUACAACGUGCAUCCUAUGCCAGUUCAUCUGCACCAGCGGCUCUGUGCUGAGGAGGACCAAGGUGCGCAGCUCUAUACCCAGGAGAUCGCUGCCCUGGUUGCCAACAGCAGCUUCGACCUGGUGCUCCUGGGCAUGGGCACGGACGGGCACACAGCCUCGCUUUUCCCACAGUCACCCGCCGGCCUGGACGGGGAGCCCCUGGUGGUGCUGACCCACAGCCCCUCGAGGCCUCACCGGCGCAUGAGCCUCAGCCUCCCCCUCAUCAACCGUGCACGCCAGGUGGCUGUGCUGGUCCUGGGCAGGAUGAAGCGGGAGAUCGCCCUGUUGGUGAGCCGUGUGGGCCGGCAGCCCCGAAAGUGGCCCAUCUCCGGGGUGUGGCCCGCGUCUGGCCGCCUGGUGUGGUACAUGGACUACGAGGCGUUUCUCGGCUGACCAGGUUCCUCUCCCCCUGUCUCCCCUCC